CAACAUUGGUGUAGGUGGAGUGACGCGACCUGCAUGUCGAACGAACGAUUUUUCUUUAGAAAACCUAUUGAAGUGUUAAAAAAUAUCAAUAAUCAGUUUAUGUGCAUCUUUUCAGUAGUAGAUAACUGAAGGCAUCCAGCAUGGAGCAGAUUCCACCUCCUAAGGAGGUGAAAAUCCUUGAGACAGCGGAGGAUAUUCAAGAGCGUCGUGAGCAGGUCCUCAAUCGUUAUGAAGACUUUAAGCAAGAGGCUCGGGCGAAGCGCGAGAAGUUGGAGGACUCCCGUCGGUUCCAGUACUUCAAGCGCGAUGCCGACGAGCUUGAAUCGUGGAUCCAGGAGAAAUUGCAAGCUGCUAGUGAUGAGAGUUACAAAGAUCCUACCAACUUGCAGGCCAAGAUACAAAAGCAUCAGGCAUUCGAGGCGGAGGUUGCCGCUCACUCUAACGCCAUUGUAGUUCUGGACAACACCGGCAGUGAGAUGAUAUCUGCUGGUCAUUUUGAAUCCGAGACAAUUCGCAAAAGGCUCGACGAGCUGCACCGCUUGUGGGAGCUUCUGCUGUCUCGUCUCGCCGAGAAAGGCAUGAAGCUGCAGCAGGCGCUCGUGUUGGUGCAGUUCCUGCGCCAUUGCGAUGAAGUUAUGUUCUGGAUCCAUGACAAGGAAACUUUCGUAUGUGCGGACGAAUUCGGUUCAGAUCUGGAGCACGUCGAAGUUCUGCAGCGCAAGUUUGACGAGUUCCAAAAGGACAUGGCAGCGCAAGAGUACCGCGUCACUGAAGUCAACCAGCUCGCCGAGCGACUCGUGCUGGAGGGACAUCCCGAACGAGAGACCAUUGUGAAGAGGAAAGAUGAAUUAAAUGAAGCCUGGCAGCGUCUUCGUCAAAUGGCGCUGAUGCGUCAGGAGCGCCUGUUCGGCGCGCACGAGAUACAGCGCUUCAACCGCGACGCAGACGAGACCAUCGCCUGGAUCUCGGAGAAGGACGUGGUGCUGGGAUCGGACGAUUACGGUCGAGAUCUGGCUACAGUGCAGACUCUGCAGCGCAAACACGAAGGUGUGGAACGAGACCUGGCUGCAUUAGAAGACAAAGUGGCCACACUCGACGGCGAGGCUGCGCGCUUGGCCGCCAUACACGCAGACCACGCACCCGCCAUACAUUCCAAGCGCGAUGAGAUCGCCCAGGCGUGGCAGAGACUCGUACAAAAAGCUCAGGAACGCCGCACCGAGCUGGAGUCGUCGCACGCCCUGCACCGCUUCCUGGCCGACUACCGCGACCUCGUCUCGUGGAUGAGCGACAUCCGCGCGCUCAUCGCGGCCGACGACCUCGCCAAGGACGUGCCCGGGGCGGAGGCGCUGCUCGAGAGACACCAGGAGCACAAGGGCGAGAUGGACGCGCGCGAGGACGUGAUGAACGCCUGCGUGAGCAGCGGGCAGGCGCUGGUGGAGGGCGGACACCGCGGCGCCGCCGACGUGCAGGCGGCGCUGGACACGCUGCACCGCGACCGCGCCGCGCUGCACGCGCUGUGGGAGCAGCGCCGCGUGCUGUACCUGCAGUGCAUGGACCUGCAGCUGUUCUACCGCGACACGGAGCAGGCCGACGCCUGGAUGCACAAGCAGGAGGCAUUCCUCGCCAACGAAGACGUCGGUGACUCGCUCGAUUCGGUGGAAGCACUACUUAAGAAACACGAGGACUUCGAGAAAUCUUUGGCAGCUCAGGAAGAAAAGAUUAAGGCGCUGGACGAGUUCGCGACCAAACUGAUUGAAGGCCAGCACUACGCUGCCGACGAUGUGGCACAACGUAGAGAAAUGCUUCUGGAACGACGUGCUGCUCUUCUAGAAAAGUCAAACCAGCGUCGGGCACUCCUAGAGGACGCCUACAAAUACCAGCAGUUUGAGAGAGACUGUGAUGAAACCAAGGGUUGGAUAAACGAGAAGCUCAAGUUCGCCACCGACGACUCGUACCUCGACCCCACGAACCUGAACGGCAAGGUGCAGAAGCACCAGAACUUCGAGCAGGAGCUGCAAGCCAACAAACCGCGCGUGGACGAGAUCAACGCGCUCGGCAGCAAGCUGCUCGAACAGGAACACUUCGCUAAACCACAAAUCGAGGCACGCGUCGACGAGUUGGGUACGAUAUGGGAGAGGCUCGUGCAGGCGUCGGAGACGAAGGGCAGCAAGCUCCAGGAGGCGGCCGCGCAGCAGCAGUUCAACCGAGCCUCCGAAGACAUCGAGCUGUGGCUCUCGGAGGUCGAGGGCCAGCUGCUCAGCGAGGAUUACGGAAAAGAUCUGACUAGCGUGCAGAAUCUGCAAAAGAAGCAUGCGUUGCUGGAGGCAGACGUGAGCUCGCACGCGGAGCGCAUUGAAGCGUUGCGCGCGCAGGCGGAACAGUUCAUCGAGAAAGGACACUUCGACGCAGACAACAUUAAAGCUAAGCGGGACGCGCUAGUGGCGCGCUACGCCGCACUCGAUAAGCCAAUGGCAGUACGCAAGCGGCGCCUGCUCGAUUCGCUUCAGGCGCAGCAGCUCUUCCGGGACCUCGACGACGAGGCCGCCUGGAUCCGCGAAAAGGAACCAAUAAUCGCAUCGACCAACAGAGGUCGCGACCUGAUCGGAGUGCAGAACCUGAUGAAGAAGCACCAGGCGGUGAUGGGCGAGAUGGCGCAGCACGAGGCGCGCGUGGAGGCCGUGCGCGCGGCGGGCGCGGCGCUGCGCGACGCCGGACACUUCGCCGCCGCCGACAUCGCCGCGCGCCUGCACGCGCUGCACCACACCUGGACGCAGCUGCAGGAGAAGGCGCUGCAGCGGAAACAAGACCUCGAGGACUCGCUCCAAGCGCAGCAGUACUUCGCCGACGCCAACGAGGCGGAGUCGUGGAUGCGCGAGAAGGAGCCGAUGGCGAACACGCAGGACUACGGCAAGGACGAGGACUCGUCGGAGGCUCUGCUCAAGAAGCACGAGGCCCUGCUCUCUGAUCUCGAGGCCUUCGGAAAUACCAUCAAGUCGCUGCGGGAGCAGGCCAACUCCUGUCGGCAACAGGAGUCCCCGGUGGUGGACGUGUCGGGCAAGGAGUGCGUGGUGGCGCUGUACGACUACGCGGAGAAGUCUCCGCGCGAGGUGUCCAUGAAGCGCGGCGACGUGCUCACGCUGCUCAACUCCAACAACAAGGAUUGGUGGAAAGUGGAGGUCAACGAUCGUCAGGGCUUCGUACCGGCGGCCUACGUUAAGAAAAUCGACGCCGGCCUCUCGUCCUCGCAACAAAACCUCGUCGACUCCAGCUCUAUCGCUGCCAGGCAGACUCAGAUCGAGGCACAGUAUGACAAUCUGCUAGCUUUGGCCCGCGAGCGCCAGAACAAACUCAACGAGACUGUAAAGGCGUACGUGCUCGUGAGAGAAGCGGCGGAGCUCGCAACAUGGAUCAAGGACAAGGAGAUGCACGCGCAAGUCCAAGACGUCGGCGAAGACCUGGAACAGGUGGAGGUUAUGCAGAAGAAGUUCGACGACUUCCAGAACGACCUGCGCGCCAACGAGGUGCGCCUCGCCGAGAUGAACGAGAUCGCCGUGCAGCUCAUGACGGUCGGGCAGACCGAGGCCGCGCUCAAGAUCAAGACGCAGAUGCAGGAGCUGAACUCGAAGUGGACGUCGCUGCAGCAGCUGACGGCGGAGCGCGCGGCGCAGCUGGGCUCGGCGCACGAGGUGCAGCGCUUCCACCGGGACGUGGACGAGACCAAGGACUGGAUCGCAGAGAAGGAGCAGGCGCUCGCCACCGACGACCUUGGCCGCGACCUGCGCUCCGUGCAGACGCUGCAGCGUAAGCACGAGGGCCUGGAACGUGAUCUGGCGGCACUUGGAGACAAAAUUCGCCAGCUGGACGACACCGCCAACCGGCUGAUGGCCACGCACGGGGACUCGGCCGACGCCACGUACAGCAAGCAGCGCGAGAUCAACGAGGCCUGGCACCAGCUGCAGGCGCGCGCCAACGCGCGCAAGGAGAAGUUGCUCGACUCGUACGACCUCCAGAGAUUCUUAUCUGAUUAUCGCGACCUGAUGGCAUGGAUUAACUCCAUGAUGGCACUCGUGAGCUCCGAAGAACUUGCAAAUGACGUCACAGGCGCCGAGGCUCUCCUCGAAAGACACCAGGAGCACCGCACCGAGAUGGACGCACGCGCCGGCACGUUCCAGGCCUUGGAACUGUUCGGGCAGCAGCUGCUGCAGGGCGGACACUACGCCAGCGUCGACAUCCAGGACAAGCUCAACGCCAUGGCCGAUGCGCGACAGGACCUCGAGAGAGCUUGGGUCGCACGCCGCAUGAAGCUGGACCAGAACCUGGAGCUGCAGCUGUUCUACCGCGACUGCGAGCAGGCGGAGGCGUGGAUGGGCGCGCGCGAGGCGUUCCUGGCGCCGCCGCCCGCCGCCGACGCACCCGACGCCGCCGACAACGUAGAGCAGCUCAUCAAGAAGCACGAGGACUUCGACAAAGCCAUCAAUGCGCACGAGGAAAAGAUAGCUCAACUUCAAACCCUCGCCGACCAACUGAUCGCUUCUGAUCACUAUGCGGCGGACCCUAUCGACAAGAAACGUAAGCAAGUGCUGGACCGCUGGCGACACCUGAAAGAGGCGCUCAUCGAGAAACGAUCCAGGUUGGGUGAUGAACAAACGCUGCAACAAUUUUCGCGUGAUGCCGAUGAAAUGGAGAACUGGAUCGCAGAAAAAUUGCAACUCGCUACCGAAGAAAGUUAUAAGGAUCCAGCAAACAUCCAGUCCAAACAUCAAAAGCACCAAGCAUUCGAGGCAGAGUUGGCUGCAAACGCAGAGCGUAUUCAGUCUGUGCUGGCAAUGGGAGGAAACCUCGUGCAGCGUGGGCAGUGCAGCGGCAGCGAGGACGCGGUGCAGGCUCGCCUGGCGUCGAUCGCAGAUCAAUGGGAAUUCUUGACUCAAAAAACAACAGAGAAGUCGCUGAAGUUGAAGGAGGCCAACAAACAACGCACCUACAUCGCCGCCGUUAAGGACCUUGAUUUUUGGCUCGGAGAGGUUGAAAGUCUAUUGACCUCUGAAGAUUCUGGCAAGGAUUUGGCAUCAGUGCAAAAUCUUAUGAAGAAACAUCAACUCGUUGAAGCCGAUAUUCAAGCUCACGAAGAUCGCAUCAAUGACAUGAACGCGCAGGCGGACGCGCUGGUGUCGUCGGGGCAGUUCGACAGCGCCGGCAUCGGCUCGCGGCGCGCCGCCAUCAACGAGCGCUUCGAGCGCGUGCGGGCGCUCGCCGCGCACCGCCGCGCGCGCCUGCACGAGGCCAACACGCUGCACCAGUUCUUCCGCGACAUCGCCGACGAGGAGUCCUGGAUCAAGGAGAAGAAGCUUCUCGUUGCAUCGGAUGACUAUGGUCGCGACUUGACCGGUGUACAAAAUCUACUCAAGAAGCACAAGCGACUCGAGGCCGAGCUCGCGAGCCACGAACCCGCGGUCCAGGCGGUGCAGGAGGCUGGCGAGAAGUUGAAGGACGUGAGCAACGUAGGCGUCGCUGAGAUCGAGCAGCGUCUGCGUGCGCUCGCGCAGGCCUGGGAUGCCCUGCAAGCGCUGGCGGCCGAACGGGGAGCCAAACUGCAGCAGUCACUCGCAUACCAGCAGUUCCUGGCCAAACUGGACGAAGAGGAGGCCUGGAUCAGCGAAAAGCAACAGCUGGUAGUAGUGAGCGAGUGCGGCGAUAGCAUGGCGGCGGUGCAAGGCCUGCUAAAGAAGCACGAGGCGCUGGAGGCGGAGCUGGCGUCGCGCGGAGAGCGCGUGCGCGAGCUGACGGCGGAGGGAGAGCGUCUGCUGGCCGCCGGGAACCUGCACUCGGAGGCGUUGGCGCACCGAUUGGACCAGCUGCAGUCUAAACUGGAGAAGUUGACGUCUCUUGCGGCCCGUCGCAAGGCUGCGCUCGUGGACAACUCUGCGUACCUACAACUGCUGUGGAAGGCAGACGUGGUGGAAUCCUGGAUAGCAGACAAGGAGACCCACGUCCGCUCCGACGAGUUCGGACGUGACUUAUCCACUGUGCAAACUCUGCUCACCAAGCAGGAUACUUUCGAUGCAGGUCUUGCCGCUUUCGAGCAUGAGGGUAUUCAGAACAUAACAGCUCUGAAAGAGCAGCUUGUAGCCGCCGGCCACGAACAAAGUGCGGCUAUUUCGCGUCGUCACGGUGAUGUCAUUGCGCGUUGGCAGCGUCUGCUCGCCGACUCGGCCGCACGCAAACAACGCCUGCUUCAACUACAGGACCAGUUCCGACAAAUCGAAGAACUGUAUCUCACGUUUGCGAAGAAGGCAUCAGCAUUCAACUCUUGGUUUGAAAAUGCAGAAGAAGAUCUCACUGAUCCCGUUCGUUGCAAUUCUAUUGAAGAAAUAAGAGCACUGCGCGAUGCGCAUGCACAAUUCCAAGCGUCGCUGUCUUCAGCACAAAGUGACUUUGAAGCGCUGGCAGAGCUAGACGCGCAAAUUAAGUCGUUCAAUGUGGGCGCGAACCCUUACACCUGGUUCACAAUGGAGGCGCUCGAGGAGACUUGGCGUAACCUGCGCAAGAUAAUAGCGGAACGCGAUGUGGAGCUCACGAAGGAGGCUCAACGUCAAGAGGAGAACGACAAACUGCGCAAAGAAUUCGCUAAACACGCCAACGCCUUCCAUCAAUGGCUGACUGAGACUCGGUACCGGCUGCUAGGCUGGGACGGAACAUCUAUGAUGGAGGGUACUGGUUCCCUUGAGGCACAACUGGCAGCCCUGCGUCAACGCGCAACAGAAGUGCGUGCCCGACGUAGCGACUUGCGUCGAUUGGAGGAACUCGGAGCGGCGCUCGAAGAACAUCUCAUUUUGGACAAUCGUUACACGGAGCACAGUACGGUGGGACUGGCGCAACAGUGGGAUCAGCUCGACCAGCUGUCCAUGCGUAUGCAGCACAACCUCGAGCAACAGAUUCAGGCCAGGAACCACUCUGGCGUAAGCGAGGACGCCCUAAAAGAGUUCUCGAUGAUGUUCAAACACUUCGACAAGGAUCGCUCUGGUCGCCUCAACCACCACGAGUUCAAGUCGUGUCUGCGUGCGCUCGGGUACGACUUACCCAUGGUCGAGGAAGGCCAGCCUGACCCAGAGUUUGAGGCUAUACUCAAUGUCGUGGAUCCCAAUCGCGACGGGCAAGUCUCUCUGCAAGAGUACAUGGCAUUCAUGAUCAGUAAGGAGACUGAGAAUGUGCAGUCUUCCGAAGAGAUUGAGAACGCAUUCCGCGCCAUCACUGCACACCAGGAUCGCGCAUACGUCACCAAGGACGAACUAUAUGCUAACCUUACAAAGGAGAUGGCAGACUAUUGCGUGGCGCGAAUGAAGCCCUACGUGGAUUCGAAGACCGAGCGCCCUAUCCCCAACGCACUCGAUUACAUCGACUUCACACGCACGCUCUUCCAGAACUAAAACAGCGCUGUUUUUCCCUUCCGCGCAGUUGUGCCUAUCGUUAUUAUAACUUAUUAAAAAGCAAAAAAAAGUUUUUAAUUUAUCAAUUCCUUAUCUUUGAAACUGCGCGGUUGGGUACCGCGUUUGUGACAAGCUUGCACAUUGUAUUUGCUAUUUAAAAUUCCAAAGUCAGACUGAUGCUUUGAAACAUUUCUUAUGUGCAGAAUUUAUUAGAAUCUGUUAGCUGUUGCGCUUUUGUUAGCUUGAAGAACACGCGAGGCUUUCAUAAUAAAGCUUACAUCGCCCGUUUUUAUAUAAAUAUCCUGUGUCUACACGACUGUGUAGUAGAACAGUGCUACCAUCUGGUAUUGAGCUACGGUAUGGGUAUGAAUUCCUUUCCUCUGAAUAGCAGAGGGAUACGAAGCUCCCUUAACGGUUUUCUAAUAAAAACUCAUCUUUUUAGUGAUUUUCUAGCAUUUAUUAUUAAUCAAUGGUUAUAACUGCAUUUGAUCACAUAGUUAUGCAAGCUAAGUAUAAUAUUGUAAGGUUCAAUUUAAUUAUUUACUGUACGUUUUGUCAAGGUACACAUAACACUAAGACUUUAUUUAUUUUUUGUAUUCACAUAAAAAUUCUAAUAAAUAUAUUUAAUCCCCACAAAAUAAAUACAA
This is a messenger RNA of Vanessa tameamea, 8071 nucleotides long. It is a transcript of the gene Alpha-spec, whose product is annotated as alpha Spectrin. NCBI's taxonomy places the organism in Eukaryota, Metazoa, Arthropoda, Insecta, Lepidoptera, Nymphalidae. Bases 141 to 7424 code for a protein of 2427 amino acids. Gene Ontology annotation, biological process: actin cytoskeleton organization. Gene Ontology annotation, molecular function: calcium ion binding; actin filament binding. The record is from RefSeq and is a predicted model, not a curated record. Gene Ontology annotation, cellular component: cell projection; cell junction; cortical actin cytoskeleton. The transcript is spliced from 45 exons.